CUCGACCCCCACGCUUUGAUUCCACGUAAAGACAUGUAGCUAGUACCCAGUUGCCCACUUGGCAACAAAGUAUGGAAGUGGGACAAUAUCUUUCUCCUCAUUUGAUAUUCCAACUAGCUCUCUUUCUCUCUCUCUCCUUAUCAUCUUGUUUCGUAUAUAAGCUAUCUUAAGCAACCGGAAAAUUCCAGUUUCUAACUUAACUCUUGUUUAUUACAUAAUUUCUAUGAGAAGAAGGAGAAUGGCUACGACCAUUGCUCUGGAUCCAAGUUUUAGCCUACAGAUUGGGAGGGGUUUAAAUCAACAUGGAGCUGUGAUAGAAGAAAUUGAAGGGCUGAUUAAAGUGUACAAAGAUGGACAUGUGGAAAGACCACAGAUUGUUCCAUAUGUUAGCUCCGCAUUGCCUCCGGAGCUUGGUGUGACGUCAAAAGACUUGGUUAUCGACAAGUUCACAAAUGUUUGGGCACGUUUUUAUGUCCCAAAGUCAAAUCAGAAGCUCCCUUUGGUCGUUUACUUCCAUGGAGGAGGGUUCUGUGUUGGCUCUGCCGCUUGGGGUUGCUACCACGAGUUUCUAGCAAAGCUAGCCGUCAAAGCUAGUUGCUUGAUCAUGUCGGUUAACUAUCGUUUGGCCCCGGAAAACCCUCUUCCUGCUGCUUACGAAGAUGGAAUCAAGUGUCUAAUGUGGUUAAAACAGGAAGCACUAAAUGGGUCCAGUGAAUGGUGGUCUAAGCAGUGCAAUUUCAGUAGCGUCUUCUUAGCCGGUGAUAGUGCUGGUGCUAAUAUUGCUCACAAUGUGGCCAUAAGACUUUGCUCUAAUAAUCCCCACCCUUUAACUGUUAAGGGUAGUAUCUUAAUACAGCCGUUUUACGGAGGAGAAGCACGUACAAAUUCUGAAAAAAAUAUGGUCCAAUCUCCUCGGUCUGCCCUCAGCCUAGCAACUUCAGAUACAUAUUGGCGAUUGGCAUUGCCAUGUGGCACCAACCGUGACCAUCCAUGGUGCAAUCCAUUGGGAAAAGUGUCAGCAAAAAUAUUGGAGGAGAUGAGGGUUUUGCCUACUCUAGUGUGCAUAUCAGAGAUGGAUAUAUUGAAAGAUAGGAACCUGGAGUUUAGUGCUGCCUUGGGUAAAGCAGGGAAGAAGGUGGAGUAUGAGUUGUAUAAAGGUGUUGGUCAUGCAUUUCAGGUUCUGAGCAAGUCUCAGCUCUCACAAACUCGAACCAAUGAAAUGAUUGCCCAUGUCAAGGCCUUCAUUUAUCAGUGAUAUAAUGAUCUUUCGUAAAUUCAUUUUCAAACAUUUAAUUUUUGUGUAGUUGUCCCAUAGGCCAUAGCUUGUAAAUUCAUUUUAAUACUCUUGUUAAGUAUAUAUAAAUCACACUUAUGAUUGUAAGUGACACUUCAGGUUUAAA
Molecule: messenger RNA, 1400 nt
Organism: Durio zibethinus
Lineage: Eukaryota; Viridiplantae; Streptophyta; Magnoliopsida; Malvales; Malvaceae
Product: alpha/beta-Hydrolases superfamily protein
Molecular function (GO): hydrolase activity
Source: RefSeq, a predicted model, not a curated record